This is a messenger RNA of Geodia barretti, 1776 nucleotides long. Lineage: Eukaryota; Metazoa; Porifera; Demospongiae; Tetractinellida; Geodiidae. The record is from the annotation of a GenBank genome assembly.
AUGGCCGGCGUGAGGCCGGACAUCGGUCAAACCGUGGUCAUUCCGAGAGUGGGCGACAAUCUGGCCCAGGCCUUGGCCAGGUUGGAUGAGUUGGCCAACGGCGCGGACUUUGCGCUGGGGCACAACCUGAUCGCUUUCGACCUGCCCCACCUGAGGGCGGCCAAUCCCCGCCUGCGGUUGCUGGAUCUGCUUGCGGUGGAUACCUUGCGGCUCAAUCCGCUGGCCUUCCCCCGCAAUCCGUAUCACCAUCUGGUCAAGCACUACCAGGACGGGUCGCUGAUACGGGGCCGCCGGAACGAUCCCGAGCUGGACGCCAGGCUUACGCUGGAGGUGUUCGACAACCAGCAAAAGGCCUUCCGCGAAGCGCGGGCGGAAUUGCUCACGGCCUGGCACUGGCUUACCACGGCAGUAGACAGCGCGGGGUUCGACCAGUUUUUCGCGUUCCUGCGGGCCUCGCCUCGGCCGUCCGACGCUGAGGCCCGGGAUGCCAUUCAUCGGUGCCUGGCCGGCAACUCCUGCCUCACCCAGGCCAAGAUGGCCGUGAUGGAUGCGGCACAGCAGGGCUGGGAAGUUGCCUACGCGCUGGCGUGGUUGUCAGUGGCCGGAGGCAACUCGGUGAUGCCGCCCUGGGUGCGUCAUCAAUUUCCAGGAGCGGGCCGGCUGGUUCGCCAGCUGCGGGAUAACGCCUGCAGCGAUCCCGACUGCGACUGGUGCCGGGAACGGCACGACGUCCGGCGGGAGCUGUCGCGCUGGUUCGGCUUUGACGACUUCCGGCCCGAGCCGGCGGGGGAGGAUGGGCGGCCGCUGCAGCGAGACAUCGUCGAGGCGGCCAUGGCCGGAGAACACGCGCUGGGGAUCCUCCCCACCGGCGCCGGCAAGUCGCUCUGCUACCAGCUGCCGGCGCUGACCCGCUACGACAGGACCGGCGCCCUGACGGUGGUGAUCUCACCGCUGGUGGCCCUGAUGGCCGACCAGCGUGCCAACGCGCGGGAGCGGGUGCGCCUGGGCGACGCCGGCAUCCUGAUCAUCCCGCCGGAGCAACUGCGAAGCGUGUCCCUGCGGCGGGUCCUGCACCAGCGGGAGAUCGGAUCCUGGGUGUUGGACGAGGCCCACUGCCUCUCCAGGUGGGGGCACGACUUCCGGCCCGAUUAUCGCUACGUGGGACGGUUUAUCCGGGAGAAGGCGGGACAGGAUCCUAUUCCACCGGUCUUAUGCCUGACCGCCACUGCCAAGCCUGAUGUGAAGGAGGAGAUCGCCGACUAUUUCAAAGCAGAGCUGGGCAUCAAGCUCAGGGUGUUCGACGGAGGCGCCCGGCGCACCAACCUGGACUUCGUGGUGGUGCCGACCCGGGGCUCGGCCAAGUUCGACGACAUUUACCAGUUGCUGCAGGAGGACCUGCCGGAGCAUAUGCCGGGCGGCGCCAUAAUUUAUUGCGCCACGCGUCGGCACAGCGAAGAGGUGGCGCAGUUCCUGCAGGAGAAGGGUGUCAAGGCGGACUACUUCCAUGCGGGGUUGCCGCCGGAGACCAGGAAACACGUCCAGGAGAGCUUUAUCCGCGGCGACCUGCGUGCCAUCGCCGCCGCCAAUGCCUUUGGCAUGGGCAUCGACAAACCGGACGUGCGCCUCGUGAUCCACACCGACAUUCCCGGGUCCCUGGAGAACUACCUGCAGGAGGCGGGAAGAGCGGACGGGAUCAGCAGGCGGCCCGCUGCGUGCUGCUCUAUUCCCAGGACGACGUGGAGCGACAGUUCGGGAUGUCGGCCCGUUCAAGACUGA